CUGCGCCCUCCAUUCGCUCGCCAGCCGCCGAGCAGCGAACACCCCAAACAAUCCCCAGCGCCGCCGCCAAAUUAAAUAACCUGCCCGCUCCCAGCGCCCUGCCCCGAGCCCCCCGCCGAGCCCCCCCUCCCCGCGGCCGAGUCUUCGGGGCCGGGCCGGGGACAGAGGAGCGGAGCUCCGGGCCCGGGCCUUCCUCGCCGCCUCCGCUGACGGCUCGGGCAAGAAGCUGUCCACUACAAAGGAAGAAAGGAAAGUAAGCUCGUACUUCAGACUGGUUUUUGAAUAUCUUUCUAAUACAGUGGUGUUCCAGAAGAUGAUAAAGAAAUGAUAGCAGCUCCAGAAAUACCAACUGAUUUUACUCUCCUUCAGGAGUCUGAAACACACUUCUCUUCUGAUACAGACUUUGAGGAUAUUGAAGGAAAAAACCAAAAACAAGGCAAAGGAAAAACCUGUAAAAAAGGUAAAAAAGGACCAGCAGAAAAAGGGAAAAGUGGAAACGGAGGAGGGAAACCUGGUGGUCCAAAUCGGAUGAAUGGACAUCACCAACAGAAUGGUGUGGAAAACAUGAUGCUGUUUGAGGUAGUUAAAAUGGGCAAGAGUGCUAUGCAGUCUGUGGUGGAUGACUGGAUAGAGUCAUACAAACAUGACAGAGAUAUAGCACUUCUUGAUCUCAUUAACUUCUUUAUUCAGUGUUCAGGCUGCAAAGGAGUUGUCACAGCAGAGAUGUUCCGACACAUGCAGAACUCUGAAAUAAUCCGAAAAAUGACUGAAGAAUUCGAUGAGGAUAGUGGAGAUUAUCCGCUAACUAUGGCUGGUCCCCAGUGGAAGAAGUUCAAAUCCAGUUUUUGUGAGUUCAUUGGAGUACUCGUCCGACAAUGUCAAUAUAGCAUCAUAUAUGAUGAAUAUAUGAUGGAUACUGUCAUUUCACUGCUUACGGGAUUGUCAGACUCACAAGUCAGAGCAUUUCGGCACACUAGCACGCUGGCAGCCAUGAAGCUGAUGACUGCUUUAGUGAAUGUGGCAUUAAAUCUUAGUAUUAACAUGGACAAUACGCAACGGCAGUAUGAAGCAGAAAGAAAUAAAAUAAUUGGGAAACGGGCUAAUGAUAGGCUGGAACUCUUACUACAGAAAAGAAAGGAGCUCCAGGAAAAUCAAGAUGAAAUAGAAAACAUGAUGAAUGCAAUAUUCAAAGGUGUUUUUGUGCAUAGAUACCGAGAUGCAAUUGCUGAAAUAAGAGCUAUCUGUAUUGAAGAAAUUGGAAUAUGGAUGAAGAUGUACAGUGAUGCCUUUCUCAAUGACAGCUACUUAAAAUAUGUAGGGUGGACUAUGCAUGAUAAGCAAGGGGAAGUAAGGCUGAAAUGCCUAACUGCUCUGCAAGGGCUUUACUAUAAUAAAGAGCUUAAUUCCAAAUUGGAACUCUUCACUAGUCGGUUCAAGGAUAGAAUUGUGUCUAUGACUCUUGACAAAGAAUAUGAUGUUGCAGUCCAAGCAAUAAAAUUACUCACUCUUGUUUUACAGAGUAGUGAAGAAGUUCUGACUGCAGAAGACUGUGAAAACGUCUACCAUCUGGUUUAUUCAGCUCAUCGGCCAGUAGCAGUUGCCGCAGGGGAAUUUCUUUAUAAAAAACUUUUUAGCCGCAGAGAUCCUGAAGAUGAUGGAAUACUUAAAAGGAGGGGAAGACAAAGUCCGAAUGCUAAUCUUGUGAAGACAUUAGUGUUUUUCUUCUUGGAAAGUGAAUUGCACGAACAUGCUGCUUAUCUUGUGGACAGCAUGUGGGACUGUGCAACAGAUCUCUUGAAGGACUGGGAAUGUAUGAACAGUCUUCUGUUGGAGGAACCUCUCAAUGGAGAAGAGCCUCUAACAGAUAGACAGGAAAGCGCACUGAUUGAAAUAAUGCUUUGUACAAUUCGGCAAGCAGCUGAAUGUCAUCCUCCAGUGGGAAGAGGAACAGGGAAAAGGGUGCUGACAGCGAAGGAAAAGAAAACCCAGUUGGAUGACAGGACAAAAAUUACAGAACUUUUUGCAGUGGCACUUCCACAGUUGUUAGCAAAGUAUUCUGUAGAUGCUGAAAAAGUCACCAACUUGUUGCAGUUGCCACAGUACUUUGAUCUGGAAAUUUAUACAACAGGGCGACUAGAAAAGCAUUUGGAUGCCUUACUGCGACAAAUCCGGGAUAUUGUGGAGAAGCACACAGACAUAGAUGUUUUGGAAGCCUGUUCAAAAACAUACCAUGCUCUCUGUAACGAAGAAUUCACAAUCUUUAACAGGGUUGAUAUUGCAAGAAGUCAGUUAAUAGAUGAAUUGGCAGACAAGUUUAAUCGACUUCUUGAAGACUUCCUGCAAGAGGGGGAGGAACCUGAUGAAGAUGAUGCUUAUCAGGUCUUGUCAACAUUGAAGAGAAUCACUGCUUUCCACAAUGCUCACGACCUAUCAAGAUGGGACUUGUUUGGCUGCAACUACAAGUUAUUGAAAACUGGCAUUGAAAAUGGAGACAUGCCAGAACAGAUUGUUAUUCAUGCACUGCAGUGCACUCAUUAUGUAAUCCUUUGGCAGCUAGCAAAAAUUACUGAAAGCAGUUCCACAAAGGAGGAUCUUCUACGUCUGAAGAAGCAGAUGAGAGUGUUCUGUCAAAUCUGUCAACACUACCUGACCAAUGUAAACACUGCAGUUAAGGAACAGGCUUUCACAAUUCUGUGUGACGUGUUGAUGAUCUUCAGCCAUCAGAUUAUGACAGGAGGACGUGAUAUGUUGGAACCACUUGUUUACACUCCUGAUUCUUCAUUACAAUCUGAACUACUCAGUUUUAUUUUAGAUCAUGUCUUCAUUGAUCAGGAUGAUGAUAAUAAUAGUGCAGAUGGACAGCAGGAUGAUGAAGCUAGCAAAAUUGAAGCAUUGCACAAAAGAAGAAAUCUGCUUGCAGCUUUCUGUAAACUCAUUGUAUAUACUGUGGUGGAAAUGAAUACUGCUGCAGACAUUUUCAAGCAAUAUAUGAAGUACUACAAUGACUAUGGUGAUAUUAUUAAAGAAACAAUGAGUAAAACAAGACAGAUAGACAAAAUCCAGUGUGCUAAAACACUUAUUCUUAGCUUGCAACAGCUUUUCAAUGAAAUGAUUCAAGAAAAUGGUUAUAAUUUUGACAGAUCAUCGCCGACAUUCAGUGGCAUAAAGGAACUUGCUCGACGUUUUGCUUUAACGUUUGGACUGGAUCAGUUGAAAACAAGAGAAGCUAUUGCUAUGUUACACAAGGAUGGCAUAGAAUUUGCCUUUAAGGAGCCUAAUCCACAAGGUGAGAGCCACCCACCAUUGAAUUUGGCAUUUCUUGAUAUUCUGAGUGAGUUUUCCUCCAAACUUCUCAGACAAGACAAAAGAACAGUGUAUGUUUACUUGGAGAAGUUUAUGACCUUUCAGAUGUCUCUACGAAGAGAAGAUGUGUGGCUUCCUCUCAUGUCCUACCGAAACUCUUUAUUAGCUGGUGGGGAUGAUGAUACAAUGUCAGUAAUUAGUGGAAUCAGCAGUCGAGGAUCUACAGUAAGAAAUAAGAAAACAAAGCCAGCAACAGGGAAACGGAAAGUACCUGAAGCUGAAGAAAGCAGCAGUAGUGACAGUAUGUGGAUGAACAGGGAGCAGACAAUGCACACACCAGUCAUGAUGCAGACACCUCAACUUACUUCCACAAUAAUGAGGGAGCCCAAGAGAUUGCGACCUGAAGAGAGUUAUAUGGGUGUCUAUCCUAUGCAGCCUGAACACCACCAAGCUCCACUCGAUUACAACACGCAAGUAACGUGGAUGUUGGCUCAAAGGCAACAGGAAGAAGCCGCACGACAACAACAGGAGAGGGCAGCGAUGAACUACGUCAAGCUGAGAACCAACUUGCAACAUGCUAUUCGGCGUGGCACAAGUCUAAUGGAAGAUGAUGAAGAGCCAAUCGUUGAAGACGUGAUGAUGUCAUCAGAAGGGCGAAUUGAAGAUCUCAAUGAAGGCAUGGAUUUUGACACCAUGGACAUAGACCUACCACCAUCAAAGAACAGGAGAGAAAGAACAGAACUAAAACCAGAUUUCUUUGACCCCGCUUCAAUCAUGGAUGAAUCGUUUUAGGUCCAAAACAUCCGAAGUCUGUAGUUUCUGCUUGCAGUUGCCCUUUUUUCCGACUUCAUAAAUCUGCAGUCUCUAUUCUCUUUUAAAAAACUGCAUGAGGGAUUCCUUCUGUCUUGAACCACUUGUAAUGUAUGCAGCCAUUUUUGACCUUGUGUAGCUGGUACAAAAUAACACUGGAAAUAACAAGUUGCAGCAACCCAGCAGAGGACAGUACAACAAGGCUUCCUGGGAAUCUUGGACAGCUUGGUGGAAUUUGGAAGACUAUUACAUAUUUUUACAGUAUUGUUGCAGCGUGAAUCUGUUCUUGUUACGAGAGAGAAAAAGUCUUAAUACUGUUUUAAAUGCAAAUCCAUAUAUUUUGUGCCAGUAGGCCUUUGUUUCUAGUACUAAUGAAUCAGAUUAGGUUGUGCAUCUGGCUGUUGUGUGUUCUGUUCUUGAAGUAACACCUAGAAAGUAUAUCACCAGUUUUCUGACUUUGUUUUAAAAUAGUUUUUCCCUUCCUCUUCUUGAUUUUAGUUAAUUGAUCUGUGAAAUACCAGUCAUUUUUAUUCUGACAGCACUGAAAAUUUGGUUCUGUACAGGUGCAUCUCACAGAUUUUCAGAAACCUUUCAGCUUUUCAGUUUCAAAAAGUUAGUUAUGAAUCGUUUCACUCUGUUUACUGUUAGCUAGUUUUCUUUCCUAUUACUUUAUUUCUCAUUCUUUUUACCAUCCUUGCCACGUGAGCCCAGGAUUUGCUAGGCACUCCUUAGCUGCAGUUUGGGAGUAUCACCACAUGAUGGCAGCUGGUUACAGUCGCGGUGCUCUGCAAGAUUUUGGAGCCAAUUCUGAGAGACUAUCAGUAUCCUGCCUCCAUGUGCCAGGAGAAGAAGCUAUAGUCUGUUUCUCUGCAAGGAGGGAGCAGUGGCACACUUUAAAUAAGUUGGUAUGGUGAAGGGGGCGUUAUCUAGCAAACCUUUCUCCCAGUAAGGACACAGCAAGGGUGAUUUCUGCAGGAAUACAGAAAACAGCUGCAUCACAGAGAGCUGCUCCUUAGCGUAAACUCCACCUAAAUGAAUUUAACUGUCUAAGUGGGAAAGUUCUAUUAAUAAUUUAAGAGACAGCAUUAAAUUGUCUUAAAGCAGAGCUAAGGAUCACUGGGUAUUUAAAAUGUUUAUAAACCAACCAACCAAAAACACACAAAAAAACCAUAAAUGCAAAAAAAACCUCCUCUGAGUAAAGUUACUUUAUUUUAUUCAUAUAAUUUGUUCGAGGUCCAUCAUUCUUGGAGUUGUGGCACUUGUUUCUAAUACACCUAGACAAAAUGCAUUGAAUUUAUUCAGAUGCACAUAGUUUAUGGUCAGAAUUUUAGCCCACCCUUUAUUUUGGUGUGUCCGUUACUGGUGCCAGAGGCAGCUGUGCUGGGCACAACUUUGUAGUGCACUAACUGUCAGAGGCAGGCAGUGCACUACAUUUGUAUGAUGCAUCUGAAGUGAAUUUAAUGCCAAGAGCAGUAAAAAUUGGUUUGGAAACAAACAAAUGUGAACAGUAGUGUUAAGAUUCAGGAGAAUUAAGUCUCUCAUGUCUCUAUGGCUCUUUCUGAUUUAGGGAGUACUAUAAAAGGUAGGACAGUCACAAGAUCUGGAAUCUUCCUUUUUGGCCUGUCAGUGAUGAUACAUGCUUUCAUUGGCAUAGAAAAUCAUAUGGCUUGUCCCCACAUGGGAAUGGAAACUGAUUCUUCAUUUCAGGAAAGCUUUUUCUUCACUUAAUCACAUAGUCUCCUGAAGGACAGUACUUUAUUUUUUUUCUGCUUACUGUUUGAUUUGUUUUCUAUUCUCUUUCUGAUAGAAAUUAUGUAUUCUAUACAAAAUAUUAAGUUUGUGUCCUGGCUUGCUGCUGCAAGAUGACCUGUUGUUUUUAUGAGCACAGGCAUGGCAGCAGCCAGUCUACGUAUAGAGUAUUUUAUCUCAGGCUUAGUUGCUAGAAACUGCCCGCUUGAUUACAGGUUAAGGCCUAUAGAAUCAUCAUUGUCAAAGAAUUCUAGGUUAGGCAACUAAUUUUAAAUGAUUUUGCAAUUAUUGUCUAAAAUAAUUAAAGCACAGUCUUUAACACAUUCCUUUUGGAUCUAGUUAAUUUCAAGUGUGGAAAAACAUUUUCUAAUGAAUGAGGAGCCCUUUUCAUAUUAUUACGUGAAUCAGAAGUGUGGUGAAUUUGGUUUGGAGGAAAAAUAAACUUACAAUGCCUUAACAUAUUUUGAAGUGUCUUAAUCUUAAAUCAUAUAUUAAUUGCUUUGUUUUUGUUAAAUGUGUAGUAGACUACAAAUUGACACCAUUUCUAACUUUUUUUUUAGGUUCUUGGGGUGUCAAUGUUUUAAUACCAGAGCAGCAAAUAAAUCAGUGGUGAAGUCAUUUUCUAAGUGGAAGAGGAAGUUUUUCAAUACAAAAUUGUGGUAGAUACAGUGAAAUUCUGAACAGAUUUUUCUCUAAGGAGAAUGAAAUGCUUUCAAGAUCAAGUGCAUUGAAGGGGCAGUUUUGUUUGCCUAAAAAAAAAAAGAAAUGUAAAGGACAAGUAAACAAUUUGAGGAUAAGCUACACUUUUUGUUGGAAAAAUCAAUAUUUUAUUUAUGUGCUAUCAGUUUAUUUCCAGAUCAUAAGAAGUAUUCCCUCUUAGUUUUAAUCUAACAGUCUGAGAGGUGUUUGGUACAGAUUUGGGCCCCUCUCUUUACACAUUUGCUGGCUAUACUAAAUAAUCAUGAGCUCUGCUGGAUUGCUGUGUACAUCCAUGAAGUGAAUUGAUAGAUGGAUUGAUUUUCUUACAGUGAUAGAACCAGAAGAGUGUCAGUAUUUUCAAUUAAAUGCAAACUUCAGCAACAGAAGGUUUGUAUUAAUUAAUCAUGAAAAAAAUAUGUAAAGCAGAAUUAUAACAGCUUUUUUAACUAAAACACUUUUAUUCCAAAAGCUUCAUGCUAGACGUGUCAGAAAGGUUCAGAAACUAUGAAGUACCAGAAAGUAACAGAUCUCAGUCAUGCUUGCCCAUUUCCAACCCUGAAAGUUUGCUUGUCCUUUAAGAAAAAUGUAAUGUUGUGAAAUUCCUUCCAGUAGUGCCACUGUAUUUUGUCUCCAAAUAAAAGAAGCUUAUUGUAGUAUGUUUGCAGAAAAAUUCUAAACAAAAAUUAUACAGCUUAUUAGAGUGUGGGAAUAGGGAUCUAAAUUUUAAAUAAAAUUAUAUAUAUAUAUAAAUUGGUGCUGAUUUUAUAAUUGCGCAGUUUGUUUAGUUUUUUCUUACUUUUAAAUUCCAACUUAAAAUUAUGAGGUUUCAGAAAUAUAUUGAAAGUUUAACAAUGUUUAAAAAUAGAAGAGCAUGAGAAUUCAUGCUUUAAAAAUGAUUUUUAAAUUUGUAUUUUAUAUUGUUUUAUCUAUCUGUCUUUGCAAGCAGUCUUCAGGUUAAAGAUACUUCUAACAGGUUACAGUACAUUUCCUCUGUAUGUAAAUUAGAUUGGAUAAUAGAAAUUCAUAAACAACCCAUAAUAUUCUUUGAAAGCUAAGCUUUAAACUUCAUUUUGUGUCCAUUCACAAAUAAAUUUGGUCUAAAACAGAAAGUGGAUCUAUGCCAUUUUGACAUCGACUCAUUUUGCAAGGCUUAGGCAGCUAGACAUCAUUUUAAAGGAAAUAUUAACUUAUAUUACAUAUGUAUAUUUUUUGUCAGUUGUCUCUCAGUUCUUGAGGUAUAUUAUUUUAAUCAUUCCAUGCCUUAAUAUGCUUGCAAUACAAGAAUCUCCCCAAAUGGGUGACAAAAAGGCUUCCUGUUUUUAGACUCAGAAAUUAAACAUUCGGCUGUGGUAGCCAAAAACCAUAGAUUAUCUAAAGGAUCAUGAUAAAAUAUAAUUAUUUUACUAAGUCAUGGGGUAACAACAAACUCAAAACUAGAUCUGCCUAACUCAUUUUACAUAAAUAAAUACUCAUGUCUAAAAGUACUGCCUAUAUUGUUUUUCACACCACUGCAUUUAAUAGAACUGCUGAGAGGACUGUAUAUAUGAUUUUAAACUUAAGUUGAUUUUCUUACUCUUGAAGGAGUGUUUCUUUGUGAAAGCAGUUCUUACAGCUUUGUUUUCAACCAGCUAAAAAUGUUUUAUAUAUUUACCUUAACCUGUUGUCCUCCACAUUCUAUUGUCCUAAUUGUACUGUUUUCUGAUUUGUAUUUAUGUCUUGAGACAGUAACUUUUUGAAUAAAAAUAAACCUACA
This is a messenger RNA of Cygnus olor (mute swan), 8314 nucleotides long. It is a transcript of the gene STAG2, whose product is annotated as stromal antigen 2. The record is from RefSeq and is a predicted model, not a curated record. Gene Ontology annotation, molecular function: chromatin binding. Gene Ontology annotation, biological process: sister chromatid cohesion. The coding region runs from base 325 to 4095 and encodes 1256 amino acids. Lineage: Eukaryota; Metazoa; Chordata; Aves; Anseriformes; Anatidae. Gene Ontology annotation, cellular component: chromatin; cohesin complex; nucleus. The transcript is spliced from 34 exons.